AUGCCCUUCCUACCGUUGCUGGUGCUGUUGGCUGGCCUUACCUUGCUGAUUUCCCGCCGUCGAUACAAGGCAAUCGCCGACAGAGAAAGCCCUAGAGUCAUUGUUGGAGGCCAUACAUAUUCGGAGAGUGUCGGAGAUGGACAGUCUUCGACGCGCGAGGGAAAGAUUGAAUCCAUUCGUAGUGCCUGUAUCAUCGGUGCAGGACAUGUUGGAGCAUUGACGGCGAUUGUUCUCGCGUCGCAGAAUCCACAUAUCCAAUUCCAUGUCGUUGAUGACGAUGCGCGUCUGAUCACCGCGUGGAAUUCGGAUCGCUUGCCAGUCUGUGAACCUGGGCUGGAUGAGCUUGUCUUUGAGAAGGAUCAUCAUGCCGUGGCUUCGGAAAAACCAAAGAAGCAAGCUGAUCAGGAGGUUCAAAUACAUGAACCAGUUCUGUGUCAACCGCGAAUACGGAAACUGCGAAAUAUCACUUUCUCAACCAACAUCCCCGGGGGAAUAGCGGCAUCGGAUAUCGUCUUUCUCUGUGUGGACCCUCCUCUGGACAACUCAUCCGAUGACCAGACUCCCGGCCUCGACCUGACCAACCUGGAGUCCGCCAUCCGGGCCAUCGUCCAAGUGUCAAGCGGACACAAGAUCAUCGUCCACCGGGGCACAGGGCCAAGCGGGAUUGUCCCCCGAAUCAAGAAAAUGAUAAAGAGCUUACAACCGCAGCUCAAAAAAACCGCCUCCCCAUCCGCCUCCUUCGAAGUGCUCUCCAACCCCGAGUUUCUAGUCCCAGGAACCGCCAUCCGCGACCUUCUCUACCCAGUCCGAAUCAUCAUCGGCCACAUCUUUUCCGAGGACAUGUCACCCCAGGCACUAACCGCCCUGAAAGGGUUGUAUUCGUGGAUCCCCGAGGACCGCAUCGUCACCAUGGACGCCUGGUCCUCGGAACUGGCUAAGAUCGCCACGAGCGCAAUGCUAGCGCAGCAGACAAGCAGCAUCCAGUCUCUGCGCGCGAUAUGCGAGUCCACGAAUGCAAAUAUUACGCAUAUCGAGCAGACUGUAGGGGCAUUUUCUGCGUCUGGUUUUGGGUCCAAUGGAUCGAGCUUGCUCAGGGACGUCGGGUGUUUGGUUUAUUUGGCACGGGAGCUGGGGUUACAGGAGGUGGCGGAUUACUGGAGGGCAGUGCUGAGGAUCGACGCGUAUCAGACGCGGCGCCUUGCUCAACGCAUCAGUGACAGUCUACCUGGAGGAACGGAACGGAGGGAUGUCGCCAUCCUUGGAUUUACGAGCAGUUGGACCACGAUAGAGAUCGGUAAUACGAGCGCGACGCGACUGGUGCGGGAACUUAUGUCUUCUGGCGUCAAGGUGGACAUCUACAAUCCGCAUAUGCCAAAGGAGCAGAUUGAGAGAGCGCUAGGUCUUGUGAGUGGUCAUCUGGAUGCUGUCACGGUCGUGGAGGACCUGCAUGCGGCCUGUUCCGGCUGCGGUGCGGUUGUCCUGCACGCGGAAUGGGAUGAGUUCAAGGAGGAUCGUCUAGACUGGGAGAAGAUCGCGGGGGGGAUGGAGUCUCCAAAAGUGCUGUGUGACCCUCAUGGGAUGCUUGACUGGCAGAGGAUGGAGAAGCUGGGGUUCAAAGUGCUCCGACCAGGAGUCAAUUGGUGA
This is a messenger RNA of Aspergillus novofumigatus IBT 16806, 1644 nucleotides long. RefSeq names its product putative UDP-glucose dehydrogenase Ugd1 (gene ugd2). NCBI's taxonomy places the organism in Eukaryota, Fungi, Ascomycota, Eurotiomycetes, Eurotiales, Aspergillaceae. The transcript has 4 exons. Gene Ontology annotation, cellular component: cytosol; nucleus. Bases 1 to 1644 code for a protein of 547 amino acids. Gene Ontology annotation, biological process: glycosaminoglycan biosynthetic process; polysaccharide biosynthetic process. The record is from RefSeq and is a predicted model, not a curated record. Gene Ontology annotation, molecular function: UDP-glucose 6-dehydrogenase activity; NAD binding.